Molecule: messenger RNA, 1566 nt
Organism: Copidosoma floridanum
Lineage: Eukaryota; Metazoa; Arthropoda; Insecta; Hymenoptera; Encyrtidae
Gene: XRCC1
Product: DNA repair protein XRCC1
Biological process (GO): single strand break repair; base-excision repair
Cellular component (GO): nucleus
Molecular function (GO): damaged DNA binding
Source: RefSeq, a predicted model, not a curated record
CGACCGACCGAACUCUUUAUUAAAACUACUCUUUGACAAGCUACAAAAAUCGUAGUUCUGCCGUUAUUUUUUAAAAUGAUAAUAAAGUUUUCUAAAAUAAUCAGCUGUUCUUCAGAACAUCCCCAGUAUCUUGCUUCUAAUCUUUUAGAGUAUCCAUCAACAUCAUCAUGGUGUUGUGCCAAUUCAAAUGAACUAAUAGCAUCUGUCGUUUUUCAAUUAGCUGAAUCUUCGGUAAUAACAGGCUUGGAGGUCGGAAAUUAUCAGUCAUGUAUCAUAGUUGUAGAAGCUUCUACCUCUAAAGAGCCUGACAAUUGGUUGCCAAUAGUUAACCAUCAGUUUUUAACGCACGAUGAAGCAGCAAACAACAAAUUCAAGGAUCAAGUUCAACUCUUUUCAAAACGAAAUCUGAAUUUUGAUAUAAUCAACAAAAGAUUUGACAGAGUCAAGGUUACAUGUAUGCAGCCAGCUAAUCCAAGAGUGCUAUUUGGUUUGAAAUUCAUUUACUGUAAGUCAGAAGUAAUCGUGGAUUUAAAUUUAGAUGUAUUUGGACGCUUCAAAUUGAAACACGAGGACAACGACAAAGUAGAAGAAUUGAAAGAAACGAAAUUGAAACUUUUCCAUAACAAAAAAGUUAACCAAGAUGAGUUAAGGGAAAUGAUCAAUAAGUCAGGAUUAAGCAAAUUUAGGAACAAACUAGAUACAAAAAAUACUUUUGAUAAUAAUCUAAUUCUAGGAAAAUCAAGUGUAGGCACCAGAUCAUGUUCUAGUAUAGCGGGUCCGUUUACAACAUCAAAUAGUUUGUUUUCUAACGAUUUUUUGUUGAGUAAUAACAAUCAUUCAAUACUCUCAACAAGGACUUUAUUUGGAGAUUUUGUCUCCACCUGUGAUCAAAAGUUUACUAAUAUAUCUCCAAAAAAAACUUGCAAUGAUUUUUGUGGCUUAAAAAAUGAUGAGUUAUGUAACACUUGUUAUUUGUUGUCCGUGCCAAGACAAAGAUCAAAAAACAGGAUUGGAGUUAAAAAAACAAUUCAAUUCAGUAAGCUUCUCAAAGAUGUUGUGUUUUCUCUGAGUGGUUAUGUCAACCCUCAAAGGGACGAAAUUAGAAGAAAAUUGCUGUUAAUGGGUGGAAAAUACAAUGUUAAUCCUAACAUAACUAACAAUAAAUGCACACAUUUAAUAUGUGCUUUUCAAAACACUCCAAAAAGUCGAAAGUUAAUAGGACACACUAAGAUAGUUAAUCACCAAUAUAUUGAAGAUUGUUUUAAUCUGAAAAAAAGAUUACCAUGGAGACGAUACGCUCUCGAUAGCAGAGAAAGAAAUCAUCCAGAAAGCGAAGAAGAAGUUGAAGGAAGUGAGUUCCCAGUUACCCAACCAAGCAUCUAUAAUCAAGAAACUGAUGAUUCUGAUUCUUGUUAAUACAUUUUCUGUGAAAUUUGGCCUCUUAUGGAUCACUUAUCAUGACAAUUCUGGGACAACAAGCCACUUGGAUUGUCCUACGCUUAAAAAAAUUACACAUUCUGAAAGACCUGUAAUAUUAUAAAAGAGAAAUUACGCAGAAAAAACAUA